ACUGCCCUGUCAGAGAACUGAUCCCUUAAUGAAGUGCGAGCAGCUAUCUCAGAAAAACGAAAAUGGGCAAUCACCAUAGCCAGUCUUAUUGCCUCUCAGAAGGCAGUCAACAGCUGCCCAAGGGGAACACCCAACCCUCAGCAGCCGUGCAGCCUCUCAACCACCUGGCAGGGAGUGGAGAGCCAGGGACCCAACAGCCUGCCAAAGAGAAAAGUCAUCACGGUUUUAAUGUGGAUCGAGAUGCCAAGAAACUGAACAAAGCCUGCAAAGGAGUGGGAACAGAUGAAGCAGCCAUCAUUGAAAUCCUAUCAAGCAGGACAUCAGAUGAGAGGCAACAAAUAAAGCAGAAGUACAAGGCAGCAUAUGGCAAGGAUCUAGAGGAGGUGCUCAAGAGUGAGCUGAGUGGAAACUUCGAGAAGACAGCCUUGGCCCUUCUGGACCGGCCCAGCGAGUAUGACGCACGGCGGCUGCAGAAGGCCAUGAAGGGUAUCGGCACGGACGAGGCGGUGCUCAUUGAGGUCCUGUGCACGAGAACCAACAAGGAAAUCAUCGCCAUUAAAGAGACCUACCAAAGGCUAUUUGACAAGAGCCUUGAAUCAGAUGUCAAAGAUGAUACAAGCGGGAGCCUGGAAAAAAUUCUGGUGUUCCUGCUACAGGCUAAUCGUGAUGAAAGCGAUGUCGUGGACAAAGAUCUAGCUGGUCAGGAUGCCAAAGAUCUGUAUGACGCAGGGGAAGGCCGCUGGGGCACUGAUGAGCUUGCCUUCACUGAAGUCCUGGCCAAGAGGAGCUACAAGCAGUUACAAGCCACCUUCCAAGCCUAUAAGACUCUCACGGGCAAAGACAUUGAAGAGGUCAUUGAAGAUGAAACCUCAGGAGAUCUGCAGAAAACCUAUCUGACUCUCGUGAGGUGUGCCCAGGACCGCGAGGGCUAUUUUGCUGACCGUCUGUACAAGUCCAUGAAAGGUGUGGGGACCGAUGAGGAGACACUAAUCCACAUCAUUGUGACCCGCAUGGAGGUGGACCUUCAGAGGAUAAAAGAAAAGUUCCAAGAGAAGUAUCAGAAGUCUCUCGCUGACACGGUUCGCUCGGACACAUCUGGGGACUUCCAGAAACUGCUGGUGGCCCUCUUGCGCUGAAUGAGGCCAGAGCCGUGGAACACAGAGCUCCUUCCAAACCAGAUUGGCAAAGGCAACUCCAGCACAAAAACCCCCAAGAGUCCUAGUUCAUUUUCUUGGCAGCCUGAAUAAUGCAGCAAGGCUAAGCUGUUUAAGUUAAGAGCAUCAGCCUCUAGAAGCUUGGGCACCAGCUUAGCAAGUGUCUGGGCAGCUUAAACUUUCCUUAAUGUGGUAAUGGGUUGCUUUCUAAGCACACGUGAAAUCAGCAGCUGAUGAAGAAACUGCGUUUAUAAGACAUUUAGAAGAAUAUGUUUUGCACACGAUUGUGUAUGUUCUGGGUAAAGAGUGAAUGGUUAAGGAACAGGGAAGACAAAAUUAACCAAUUAAUGAAUUUUCCUUCAGUGUGUUCAAUUUCAAAGCCUCAUUAAUUAAAGUUGUGGAUUAUGGCUCCCUCAGCUGCUUUUCCAAAGACUGGUUUGAUUCGUCUUGGCUCUUGUCCUGGAAAUAGAUAACUGAUCACAUUCAGACAUAUACUGGAAAUGCAAACAGUUACAUUUACUAGUAAUCACCAAGGGUAGUAAUGGAAGUGGACAGAUGGAAACAAUGGAUUUGCCUGUGUAAAAUGUCACUAAAGGUAAAAUUCAUGAACUGCUACCUGGUGUAAUGGUUAUUCUUGCAUUUGACCCACUGGAGUCUUCUUCAACUACAAUUAGGCUGAGCACAGUGCCAAUAGGAUCAAGGUCAAGAGAAUUGGUUCCAAUAGGUUCUCUGUUCCAGGAUGUUUGUUUUAUCACCAUGUGCGGCUGGACGUAGCAGGGUCUGUGAAUAGGAUAGGACAACUUGGUCCAAU
Molecule: messenger RNA, 1965 nt
Organism: Talpa occidentalis (Iberian mole)
Lineage: Eukaryota; Metazoa; Chordata; Mammalia; Eulipotyphla; Talpidae
Gene: ANXA13
Product: annexin A13
Exons: 12
Coding region: 63-1136 (357 amino acids)
Cellular component (GO): cytoplasm
Molecular function (GO): calcium-dependent phospholipid binding; calcium ion binding
Source: RefSeq, a predicted model, not a curated record